CUGGCGUCUUUCUCUAUGUUUCUAUGUAGUGCAUCUUUGGUUAACCUAUUAUCAUUAAUUUAAUUGAAAUUAUUUGAUAACUUUUGAAAUUAAAAUCUUAUUAUGAAGGACGUGAUAGAUGUAUUAGCUUUACAGAAUAAUAGACGCGAAAGACGUCUACCGGAUUACAGAAGUGCUCCUGGUCACAGUUUAGCUACAAACUUUAUAUUUGAAUGUGGAAUAAAACUUCUGUUACAACCGGCAACUGUUGCUACAGCAGCGAUAUUUUAUCACAAAUUUUUCAAAGAAGCCGAUAAAAACGAUUAUGAUUGCUAUGUUAUUUGCACCGCUUGUCUUUGUGCUGCUGGGAAAUCGCGAGACGAGCCUGUUAAACUACGCGAUGCGGUAAACGUUGCAUACAAUUCUAUAAAUCGAGGUGCUGGGCCUUUAGAGUUAGGUGAAGAAUACUGGUUAUGGCGAGGAGCUGUUGCACAAGCGGAGUUACUAGUGCUACGACUACUAGGGUUCAAUCUGGACGCGCCUUCUCCCCAUCGCUACUUAUUACACUAUUUACGGUCACUUCAAGAAUGGUUCCCCUCUGGUCAGUGGCGGUCAGCGCCAGUACCCCGUACAGCAAUGGCAUUCUUACAAGAUUUUCAUCAUUCUUCAUCAAUUUUGGAUUAUAGAGCGCCACAUAUUGCAGUUGCGUGUCUGACUUUAGCCCUGCAUGUACUAGGAGUAUCUGUACCUUUGGCCUCAACAUUAGACGAUGAUGCGGCUUGGUACUCGGUGUUUACAAAAGAUCUCCAGAAAGAAAAGAACUGGGAAAUAAUGGAAAAAAUUAUGCAGGUGUAUGGCCGGGAACCAGAGCCAAUUUAAAUAUAAUUGUAAUUAAUCUGUUUAAAGUUAAUUGACUGAAUGUUAAUUCAUCUAUGAAGUCAUGUGUUUCUGUAUUGCCAAAUAAAAAAUUUGAAAAAUUUGAUUUGUUAAACAAGUUAUAUAUUUUAGUUGGAAUGGUAAAAUAAUAAUACGUAGUGGAGUCCUUAUGACUCCAUCACAUAUUGAUUUUUUAUCUAUUUAUUUUUAGAGAUAUUCCAUGCAUCAGACUGUGCUAUAUAGUUAAUCCAUAUAUACUAUAGUCAUUUUAGAUUUGGAUUUUGGACCACAUAUUUUUUCUUUUAAUUAAAUUACUGUUCUUUAUGUAGAACCCAUCUUGCAGGAAAUCCUAAUCACUAAAACAAUUUCUUAUUUUAGGAACUCACUAUCAUGGUGUCGCUUUUAUUUUAAAGAUAUAACUUUGGCAGGAAUUACUACUUUAAAGUAUUCAAAAACUGUAAGGUAUAAAAGGGAUCCUUUUGUAGACCUGUGGGCUAAUAGCUAUAUAUAUGGUGGGAGUAUGUAUUCUCUAAAGAAAAGGAACCAUUUUCCCGCUAGAGAAUGUCACAUGAACUUCAUAGAAUAUAAUUACA
Molecule: messenger RNA, 1448 nt
Organism: Achroia grisella
Lineage: Eukaryota; Metazoa; Arthropoda; Insecta; Lepidoptera; Pyralidae
Gene: koko
Product: cyclin-Q
Exons: 2
Coding region: 103-858 (251 amino acids)
Biological process (GO): regulation of transcription by RNA polymerase II
Cellular component (GO): nucleus
Molecular function (GO): cyclin-dependent protein serine/threonine kinase regulator activity
Source: RefSeq, a predicted model, not a curated record